AUGAAAAAAUGCAAUGCUUGUCUAUCGUUAAUUGAUAAUGAAGAAUCGCUUAUAUGUUCAAAAUGCUAUCAGCAUUACCACGAAUCUUGUAUUCAAUCUACGUUUGGAUUUGCUUCAUUAAGAGAUAUAACAAACUGGAUGUGUCCCGACUGUCAACCUAGGAACAAAAAUGCCGAUAAUACCCCAAUACGGCCUUAUUUUAAAUCUAAACAAAUUCGUGAUGAAAAUGUCAAUCGCCGAAGAGGAGGCAUAGUGAUAAAUUUCCAACCGCUUACACCUAUCACAGUAGUUGAAGUUCGGGAUAAUGUGAAAUCGGAAAUUAAGAAUCUUUUAAAACAUCUUAAUGAUACUAUAGCCAGCAGUAACAGCCAGUUUUGUUUAUAUCGAAUUAAAAUCAAUAAAAGAAGAUAUAUCGUAAGUGAAGGAGUCAAUGUCAUUUUUGAAUGA
Molecule: messenger RNA, 447 nt
Organism: Parnassius mnemosyne (clouded apollo)
Lineage: Eukaryota; Metazoa; Arthropoda; Insecta; Lepidoptera; Papilionidae
Source: the annotation of a GenBank genome assembly